Papilio polytes (common Mormon) is the source of this 3578-nucleotide messenger RNA. RefSeq names its product integrin beta-nu (gene Itgbn). The coding region runs from base 761 to 3187 and encodes 808 amino acids. The record is from RefSeq and is a predicted model, not a curated record. NCBI's taxonomy places the organism in Eukaryota, Metazoa, Arthropoda, Insecta, Lepidoptera, Papilionidae. Gene Ontology annotation, biological process: cell-matrix adhesion; cell migration; integrin-mediated signaling pathway. The transcript is spliced from 13 exons. Gene Ontology annotation, cellular component: focal adhesion; integrin complex; cell surface. Gene Ontology annotation, molecular function: integrin binding.
AAGAAAAUUGAGCACCCAUAAAACGUACAACUUCAAACUGCCUGUAAAUUAUAAGUAUAAAGACCUUAUGUUGUUCACGGAUAGGUACGAUUAAGUGUGACUCUUACACGGUGCAACUUUAUUUAAUUAAAUUUAAAUUUGUUUAAUUGAAUUAAAAAUCUCCUUCUUUUGGGGAGUUAAUUAAAAAGGAAAUAGGUUAACAAAUGGUUCGCUUAUAGGCAGGUAUGAAUAAAAAUUGCAAUAAUAAUGUAAUUUGCUAGAAGGUAGCAAAAAAUCGUUUAUUUCAAUAGCGUUCAAUGACUUAGAGACAGGGAGAUAAGAAAACAGUGACAACCAUAGACGUUUCAUAAUAACGAUAACCAACAAGCCAAGAGAUAAUUGGAAAGUAUUUUGUAAGAAACGUUGAUAACUUUCUCAUAAUUAGAUCACGCGAAUUGGGCAAUCAACCUAAUUAAUUAGACACGUAGCCAUGGCUGUUGAUAUGGCUGAAAUGAGCGUCUUAUCGUGGCAGCGAGCGCCGCGAAACUUUUAAUUCACUUCCGUGCAUGAAGGUACGCGGGACCAGAAAUUAGAAGUUCGGCAGAUGUCGGCGCGUCGAGACGUAGGCGCGAGCGAGCGCGCCGCGAGCGCGUUGCCCGCGCCGUGCCGCCCGCCCCUUAUCGCCUUAUCAGCCCUUAUCACACACUCAUCGCGAACUGAUCGCGCAAUACCGCUUGAUUCACACACGUGCGAAUUACUUGCCCGCGUGUGACAUACGACCAUGUUGGCAAAAUCUGUGCUAUUUAUUGUGAAUUUGUGUAUAUUGUUUGGAUUUUCAUCCUGUCAAGUGCAGCAGCAACUGCUGAAUAAGCUUGUGUGUAUUGAACACGUGGAGUGCGGUGCGUGCCUGUCGGCGGCCGCGCAUUGCCGCUGGUGCGCCGACCCAUACUACAGCACCGCCGCGCCGCGCUGCAACGACGAUGAGAGUUUGGUAUCGACGGGGUGCAGUCAAGGCAUGAUCCAGCGGCCGGAGAAGCCGGUGUGGGAGGUCGCUGAGAAUAGUUCACUGCAAGACAUGCGGCCAGACCAGCAAGAGGCUGUCGUACAAAUACAACCGCAGAGAAUCAAACUAUCCUUAAAACCAAGGGAAACUCGUAAGAUAAAAUUUACUUAUAGACCAGCGAAGAAUUAUCCCCUAGAUUUGUAUUACUUGAUGGAUCUGACUUGGUCUAUGAAAGAUGACAAAGAAACUCUUGUAUCUCUGCGUGACGAUUUGCCUACGAUGUUGAAAAAUCUGACUGAUAAUUUCAGAAUCGGUUUCGGUAGUUUCGCUGAGAAACCUCUAAUGCCGUACAUCAGUGUGGACCCGCGCCGACUCGCCAACCCCUGUUCGAGUGAAGAAGAGGAUUGUGAAGCCACUUACAGUUACCGACAUCACCUUUCAUUAACUAACAAGGUAAAUGACUUUAUAGAGCACGUAAACAGCAGCUCAGUGACAGCAAACUUAGACAAUGCGGAGGCACAAUUAGAAGCAUUGGUGCAGGCGAUAGCGUGCGGAGACAAGGUCGGCUGGGCGCCGCAGAGCCGGAAGAUCGUCUUACUCCUAACUGAUGGGCUCAUGCAUACCGCUGGGGAUGGGAAACUUGGUGGUGCGACUUUGAGAAACGACGAGAGCUGUCAUAUUAACGAGGAUGGAUAUUACUCCGAAGCGGGUAGCUACGACUACCCGUCUAUAGCGCAAGUGUUCCGACUACUAGAUAAAUACAAGGUUAACGUGAUAUUCGCCGUAACUGAAAGUGUUAAAUACCAUUAUGACAGUUUACAUCGUCUGUUAGAGGACUACACUUACGUGGCCAGGCUGGAAAGUGACAGCUCCAAUAUUUUGAAACUAGUUAAAACUGGAUACGAAGAUAUCGUCAGUGUUGUCGAUUUCGAAGAUGAUUCCGAAUCGGGCCCCGUGAAGGUCAAAUACUUCAGCGACUGCGGAGUGAAAGGUCCAAUGGUGGAGGCGACGCGGUGCACCGGCGUAGAAUACGGUAUGACCCUGAAUUAUGAGGCCCAUGUCAGUUUGGAGUCUUGUCCUGAGUACAAAAAGAUGAGCCAGACAAUAAAGAUAUCAGAAAGCCAAUUAGGACAGGACUCUCUAACUCUAGACGUGGACAUGCAGUGCGGCUGCGAAUGUGAAGGCGAUUUGCAAAAAGAUAUUUUACUAACGUGUCCUUUCAAUUCGCACAUCGUCUGCGGCGUGUGUCAGUGCAAUAAAGGAUGGUCAGGUCCGUCUUGCGACUGUUCGAUUUCUGACGAGUCAGCGUCAGCGCGUCUGCAGGCGCAGUGCCGCGCGGCGAACUCAACGCGCGCGUGCUCUGGUGCCGGCGAGUGCGUGUGUGGCGAGUGCGCGUGCGACCGCGGAUACACCGGCCGAUACUGCCAGUGCCCUACUUGUGAUAUUAGUCUUGAGAACGGCAUGGAAUGCGGCGGCGUGGGGCGCGGCGUGUGCGCGUGCGGGCGCUGCGCGUGCGCGGAGGGCUGGGGCGGCGCCGCCUGCGACUGCCCCGAGGACACCGCCAGCUGCCGCGCGCCCGCCUCCGACAGCGUCUGCUCCGGACACGGAGAAUGUGUUUGUGGUCAGUGUCAGUGUUCGAUGACGGAGGAGGACGGCAGCAAGUACACGGGCGCGUUCUGCGAGACGUGCGCGACCUGCGAUAACCCGCUGUGCGCGAACGCGGAGCCCUGCGUGCUCUGCCACCUCAACAGCAGCUGCACCGACGUCUGUCACAUCGCCAACGUCAACUACACCGUCAGCGAGAGAAUGAAUGAACGAGCGAGUUCUGAUGAAUCGGAAACUUCGUGCAUUCUCCGAGUCGAUGAAAAUGGCCUCGAAUGCGAGUACUCGUAUACGUAUUACGCCGGAGCUCAAGCGAUGAUUGCUAUGGAGAUUGUCAUCAGAUCAAAAGAGUGUUACCAGCCUACAAGUGCCAGAAUAAUGACCAGUGCUUUAGUGAUAAUGGCUUGUGUUAUCGCCGCGGGAAUCGUUGUUAUAAUGGGCGUAAAGAGUGCACAAAUUGUCUCAGACAGGAGAGCAUACGCGAAAUUCGUCCAAGAAGCACAAGAAAGCAGAAAGAAUAUGCAAGAAUUAAAUCCAUUGUAUAUUUCACCAAUAUCAGAGUUCCGACUUCCCGAUUCGUUUCCUAGAGACAAACAUGAUUAAUUUCGCGCGCGAAAAAUGACAAUUGUGACGUUUGUAACCUCUAUGGUUUUAAUGGUGUAUAUGUUGCCAGUAUUUUUGAAAAUUUAAAUUAAUUGUGUUUUAUUUUAGAGACUGUUUAUUUAAGGAAAACAACGAAUUUUUUAUGUUUUGUUUUAUAUUGUGCAGUUUUUGUUUAAAUUUUAGUUAUUGCAGAUAUACUUUAUGUACCUUUUAAUAGUUUUUUUUAACCUUUAUAAAAUUUAAUGUACUUAUAACUUUCUGCUAGUCGUUCCUAACAUAGGAUUGUUUACUUACAAAGUAGUUGUAUAGAUAAGAAUGUACUUAGUAGUACUUACUUUACCGUUUAAGUUCCUACAGUUAAGUUUAACGUUAACACCACAUUAAAGUUGAU